This is a messenger RNA of Mytilinidion resinicola, 369 nucleotides long. Its product is annotated as ankyrin. The transcript has a single exon. The annotation marks the transcript as partial. Gene Ontology annotation, molecular function: RNA nuclease activity; protein binding; RNA binding. Gene Ontology annotation, biological process: RNA processing. The record is from RefSeq and is a predicted model, not a curated record. NCBI's taxonomy places the organism in Eukaryota, Fungi, Ascomycota, Dothideomycetes, Mytilinidiales, Mytilinidiaceae.
GAUUCGAAAGGGAGGACAUUCUUGAUAUGGGCAGCAAGAGGCGGGAACGAGACUAUAGUCAGAUUGUUCCUUGACGACGGGGGAGGCAUCAACACAACAAAUGAUGACGGAUGGACACCACUCAUGUACGCUGCGAGAGGCGGAUACUACGCAGUAGUACAACUCCUGUUGGAAAAGGGCGCAGCGAAAGCCGUCUCAGAUAAAAAGGAGUUCACUGCGUUAAUGGCAGCCGCAAGAGGUGGGAACGAAGAUCUUGUGAAAUUGUUUCUAGAUGGUGGGGCAGAAGUAGAUGCGAAGGACAACAUGAAGCGGACAGCACUUAUAUGGGCUGCAAAUGACGGACACGACAAGGUAGUGAAGUUGUUGAUC